AUGGUAGACGGUUUACUCUACAUCCCUUCUGGUUGUGAUUUUCCUCCAGGUUCUUGUGAUGGGUACACUAAUUUAACAGACUCUUGGCGGAACCGAGGCUUUACGUCUACUUCUUUCCCUGGCUUCCCCAAAGAUGAUGCCCAUCUUAUUAACCAAUGGUGGCGCUUCACAGGAAUUGGUGGAGACAUGAUUAUCACAGGCUGUAGUCAUACUUACAACAUUGGAGGCACCUCUUACGGCAUUUAUUUAUCAUUUUCGUAUCCAAUUGUUGAGUCUCCGACAGCAUCAAGAGGGACUGCAUAUGUAUAUAAUUCAGGGUGCAGUACUUACGGUAUUUCAAUCGAUGUGGUCCUCUGUCCUGGAGGAUUCUAUGUGUACCAACCGUUAAAUCACCCAAUCAGCAGUAUGGGUUAUGUGAUCUAUCAUACCGUGUGUGAACCAGACUCAUGCGGACCGCUUGCUAAGUGUGACGGCAAUGGAGCCUGUGUUUGUGUCUCUGGGUAUGAAAUACCCUCAACACACAUACCCACACCAGAAUCAUAUGGCUGCACUGAUAUAAAUGAGUGUGAGCAGACUGCAGAUAUCUGUGGUUCUCACUCUUCUUGCACCAACACAAUUGGAGCAUACAACUGCUCCUGUGUGGAGGGAUUCAUAGCAACAGACCCAGCAUCACCACCUGGAGGGUCCAACCCAUGCACAGAUAUUGAUGAGUGUCUCGACAACAUCUGUGGUGAUGAUGGGUCGUGUGCGAACAACCCGGGAAGUUUCGCCUGCACAUGCAAUCAAGGCUACCACCUUGAUCCAGAUGCAUCUCCUCUUUGCCAGGAUAUCGACGAGUGUUUCAACUCCACCGUCUGUGGUCCUGAGUCUGUGUGCACCAAUGAACCUGGAACUCAUAGCUGUGCAUGUCAAGACGGGUACAAACCAACUGCACCAGACACAGAACCCAGUGAGGACAACGUCUGCCAAGAUAUUGAUGAGUGUGUUGAAGAUGUUACCAUCUGCGGUCCUGAUGCCAACUGUACCAAUGCAAUUGGGGCUCACAUCUGUACCUGUAAUGCUGGCUACCGACUGAACAACCCAGAUGUAAUAGCCAGCUACAAAAACCCAUGCAAAGAUAUAGAUGAGUGCAGUGAGACACCAGGUCUGUGUGGUCGAAAAACAGUGUGUACGAAUGCACCAGGGACUUUCCACUGUUCCUGUCCCGAUAGCUUCUUCCCCUCAACUGGAAUCUUGUGGGAGAUAGGGGUUUCAUAUUGCAAAAGUCUUCAGGACAUUUUAGAUGAGAUAAAACCUCCAGAGGGCCAGACAAAAGAGAGAGCGUUCCUUGGCAAUAUGGACCAGCAACUGAAAGACAAUGCAGGAAUCAUCUUACCAGAAGCGACAGUGGCAAACAGCUUCGCAGCAUCUAUGGAAGUGUCAGGUGCUGGACCGCAGGCCAGGUCAGCCAAGGUGGUGAGUAGUGAAGGAGAUGGGGAGACUGGCACUAUAAUCCUGGAUAUCUCAGAGCGUCUGAUUUCUGCCCUGGUAGAGCCAACACAGAAUCAGACCAACAAAACCAUUCAGACUGCAACUGUCGAUUUGAGUAUACAAGCUAUUGGUCCAGGGAGCAACAAUGGGAAGAACCCUCCCCUUUCAGCCAAAGGAAACACCAUGGAAAUCAACCUGCAAGCUCUGGCCAUGAACAACAAUGGUUCUGCAGCGGCUGCCUUCAUGACACUUAAUGGGAUGGAGAAUCUUCUUAGUCAUCGGUACUUUCAAACAAAGAACAGGACAGAGAUGUACUCUGAUGUGAUCACUGCCACCUUGCCUGCAACAAACCAUACCAACCUCUCUGAGCCUGUCAACUUCACCAUCCAACACAAGAAGAGAGUAACUGAAUCAGGCUUCAUGACGUGUGUGUACUGGGACGACAAAGGAGAGAAGACAGAAAUGGAACCAGGGGAUGAAAGAAAGGAGAAAGAGGAAGAGACCAGGCGCUGGUCAGUAGAGGGCUGUUGGGUUGCAUACUCAGAUGAAAAUUACACAGUAUGCAGCUGCUCUCACCUUUCCACCUUUGCUGUCAUCAUGCAGAUUGGCGAGCCACCACCGGAGGAUCCUUUCUUAGAAUGGCUCAACAGAGUGUGUGUAAUUGUUGGGCUAUUCUUCUUUGCCUUGGCCAUCCUCACCUUCCUCCUGUGUAGCUGGAACCCCAAGAUCAACAACACAGCCCGUCUUCAUCUUUGUAUCAGCCUCGCCCUAUCCCAUCUUCUGCUGCUGUGGAAUGACAAAUAUGUUCAAUAUGAGCUGGCCUGCACUGUGAUGGCUGGGCUUCUUCACUUCCUGAUUGUGGCCAGUUUUGUAUGGAUGUUGCUUGAGGCUCUACAGCUCCAUCUGCUGGUGCGGAGGCUCUCCAAGGUGCAGGUCAUCCAGAGGGAUGGCCUCCCCAAGCCAUUUCUCUACCUGACUGGCUAUGGUGUUCCGUUUGUGAUUGUGGGUGUUUCUGCUCUAGUGUAUUCUGAUGGUUAUGGUGCCACUGAGUCAGAGGUAUGCUGGCUGUCACAAGAUCGCAACUUCAAAUGGGCUUUAACAGGGCCAGUGAUUGCUAUCCUUGCACUUAACUGGAUCUUGUUCUGUGCUACUUUAUGGAGUCUGAAGCCUACCCUGGCGAAUAUGAAGAGUGAUGUUUCUCAGUCCAAAGACACCAGACUGAUUGUAUUCAAGAUCCUGGCCCAAUUUGUGAUACUGGGGUGUACCUGGAUCCUAGGCCUGUACCAGACGAACCUCUUCUUUCAGUUCCUCUUUAUCAUUCUCAAUUCACAACAGGGGACCUUCCUCUUCAUCGUCCACUGUGUGUUCAACAAGGAGGUGCGAGAGGAAUACGUCAAAUGGCUGACAUGCUCUUUCAGAAAACGCAGCUCUCAAGGAUCUGUGAGAGAUGUGCCAUCAGUUUCUGAGGACUUGGACAAGACUGAAGAACAAACAGGUGGGGGUAGUAAGGAAGAUGGCUAA
Messenger RNA from Myripristis murdjan (pinecone soldierfish), 2991 nucleotides. Its product is annotated as adhesion G protein-coupled receptor E2-like. Gene Ontology annotation, molecular function: calcium ion binding; G protein-coupled receptor activity. The transcript has 23 exons. Bases 1 to 2991 code for a protein of 996 amino acids. The record is from RefSeq and is a predicted model, not a curated record. Gene Ontology annotation, cellular component: plasma membrane. Lineage: Eukaryota; Metazoa; Chordata; Actinopteri; Holocentriformes; Holocentridae. Gene Ontology annotation, biological process: adenylate cyclase-activating G protein-coupled receptor signaling pathway; cell surface receptor signaling pathway.